GUUUUUGGAAUUUAUGAGUUUACUUUGAACUUUCAGUAAAUAUGUGAUUUAUUAGUCAUACGGCUAUAAAGAUACAGAAAUGACGCCAUAUUCAUAAAGUCAUGUAUACAGUCCAAAUCCUGGCUCAAUUGUAAUCAAUUAUAAGAGCAUUGCCAACUUGAAGACGUCGGGUAUCUACUUGCUUCAACAUGGGGAACAGCAUGGACAAGAUAUUGCCAGGGCUCUACGUGGGAAACAUCCGUGAUGCCCAGAACAAACAAAAACUAGAUGACCAUGGUAUAACUCACGUCCUAGCCAUUCAUGACACUGCAAGGAAAAUUCAUGAGGACAAGACAUACCUGUUGAUUGAAGCAAGUGAUAAUGCAAGGCAGGAGUUAUCACAGUUUUUCCGACAAGCCAUAGACUUUAUUCACCAAGCAAGGCUUGAUGGAGGGACUGUACUCGUACAUUGUCUGGCAGGUGUCUCACGCAGUGUCACAGUAACUGUGGCUUACAUUAUGACAUCAACAGACCUGGGAUGGCGUGAUGCAUUAAAUGCAGUUAGAGGGGCCCGUAGGUGUGCUAAUCCCAACUAUGGCUUCCAGAAACAGCUCACUGAGUUUGAGAGUGUUACUUUAGAUAAAGAGAGAGGGAGGUUCAACCAGAAGUUCCCAAACAACCCAUUUUACGAAAGUGACAUCAAGAAAUGUCGCCAACUGCUUGUGAUUCAUAGAGAUUGGGUGGUUCAUGGUGACAAACCCCAACAAGCUGAUUAUCCACUACCUCACAAUGCAUACAAACAAAACCCAACUCUUGACAAAAUUGAAGAAAAAAUGAGGCCUGGUUCAUCUCAAGAAUCUCCACGUUUGUUGGAGAAAUUAGAAAGAAGUAUGAAAUCAGCUUCCUCUGGUCAAACUUGGAGCGGUCAAAAUAUGGAUGGGGGAAAAUCUCAAAAUCCUCCAAAUUCAGAAAACUUGGACCAAAAUAUGAAACGGGACCAAAACUGGGCAAAUCAAAGAGUGACGUCUUCAGAUAACAAAGUCAAUACAACUACAAGACCAAAGGGUGUAGUUUUCUCAGACCAUGACAUUCCAGUAGACAGACUAAGUCUUGAGGCAGAUGAUGCAUAUAAUGAUAAUUUUGAUAAUGUUGCCUUAACACCAAGGUUGAAUUUUGACUCUUCCUCUGCGGAUUCACUUAACGCGAACCAAAGUGAGGUUGAUCAAUUUUUUGAGAUGAAGUGAAUUGUGUAUGGCACGUCAUCGCUAGUCAUUAUUACAAUACGAAGUUGAUAAAUGUUUUUGGAUGAAGUAAAUAUUGUUUGGCAUUGCUAGUCAUUAUUAUAAUAAUGUGUU
Messenger RNA from Owenia fusiformis, 1334 nucleotides. The record is from the annotation of a GenBank genome assembly. Lineage: Eukaryota; Metazoa; Annelida; Polychaeta; Sabellida; Oweniidae.